AUGGAAAGCAAUGCCAAUAGUGAUAUCGAUAUGUCCAAGCUCGGUGCAUCGGCCAAAGGACUGUUGACCACGUUCGAAAACGCCAAUGCCAGCCUGAUGGCAUCGGCGCUGGUAACAACGGCACAGUUUGCAGCGGUUAAGGACAUAACCGAAACGCUGCGACACGGUGACUGUGGUGAAGUGCAAAACCGAUCAGAAGCUUGCUUUAGCCGCAGCCCAAUGCAGGAUCUGUCCGACGAGGAUAUGUCCGAUUUUUCAUCCAACGAAAGUGAUGGGCUGGAAGAGCUGGAUUUGAAAAAUUCUGGCCAUCUUCGUAGUGCCGAGGAAGAUGCUGACGGUCAGGCUCUCGAUAGCUGUGGAGCACUUGUGCCCGUAAUUCCGGUGCUUAAUCUAGCUGGGACAAAGUUAGGCAUCGGAGGAACUGGAUUGAACGGGUCCGGUGCCGUCGUAAGAAAGAUGUUCACCAACACCAGAGAACGCUGGCGCCAGCAGAAUGUGUCCGGGGCGUUUGCUGAGUUGCGAAAGCUAGUUCCGACCCAUCCGCCGGACAAGAAGCUGUCCAAAAAUGAAAUUCUUCGUAUGGCCAUCCGGUACAUACGGUUGCUAACGAAUGUGCUCGAGUGGCAGAAGAAGCAGGAAGCUAACGAUCGCACUCCACUGAAACAGCGAAGUUCACAGCAGCAACUUCAGCAGCUUAUUCAAGCACCCAACCACAUGGUGCAGCAUUCCAACAACGAGAACCAUUUCACGGGCAACUACAGAGAAAAUGGGAACAAUCUGCUCAUGAUCGUAUCGCCCAAAUCGUUUGCCAAGUCCACCAACACGCCUAGUCGCACUGGCAGGCUCGAAUCGAAAGCUGAACAACAGUGUGUAGAGAUUGAGAAAAUAAAGCUGGUCAGCAAGCUGUGUCCGGUGGGCAAGCUGGCCAAACCCGGCGGCACUGCUAACACAUCGAGCACCAGCGCCAAAAGCCGACGCAAAACGAUAUCCAACGCAUUACACUUCCGGUCCGGCUUGCACAUCAAAACAGAUCUGAUGGCACUUUCGCAACCAACGUGUGGUACGAUACCUACAAUGAUGGAGAGCGAAAUUAAGCGUGAAUUGACGCACCAUGGCCAAAUGAUUUCGCUUGACGGGGAAGGACACAGUCGGGAAUGUUUGAACGGUGGUGAUGGAAUGCCACAGAAAAGAUCGAUCGACAAGGGUUUGGAAAAGUCAAAGUAA
This is a messenger RNA of Anopheles marshallii, 1224 nucleotides long. RefSeq lists its product as uncharacterized. The record is from RefSeq and is a predicted model, not a curated record. Gene Ontology annotation, biological process: regulation of transcription by RNA polymerase II. Bases 1 to 1224 code for a protein of 407 amino acids. The transcript has 2 exons. Lineage: Eukaryota; Metazoa; Arthropoda; Insecta; Diptera; Culicidae. Gene Ontology annotation, molecular function: protein dimerization activity; DNA-binding transcription factor activity, RNA polymerase II-specific; RNA polymerase II cis-regulatory region sequence-specific DNA binding.